UGCAUGCCCAUUCUGCAUUGCUCCCUUCGUCUGCAGGGAACGGCUGCUUCCUAGCGCCUUUCUCGGCUUCCUCAGACUCCUGCAGCUGCAGCAAUCCGAUCAUCUUCAUCCCAUGUAAUCCAGCCCUUGUGCCUCGUAGUGCCAAUCUCUUGUCCAAAUUUUGGCCUGACAGCAGCAUGUCUGAACUAAAAGACUGCCCACUUCAGUUCCAUGAUUUUAAGUCAGUAGACCAUCAAAAGCUGUGCCCCCGCUACACAGCUGUCCUGGCCCGUUCUGAAGAUGAUGGUAUCGGCAUUGAAGAACUCGACACCUUGCAGUUGGAGCUUGAAACCCUUUUGUCUUCUGCUAAUCGCCGACUUCGGGUAUUGGAGACUGAGACGCAGAUCCUGACAGACUGGCAAGACAAGAAAGGGGACAGACGAUUCAUGAAGUUGGGCAAGGAGCAUGACUUGAGCAUUAUUACUAUCAAACAUAAGACUAAGAAGCAGAAACUGGAAGGGAAAGGUGGUCACAGCACAGGUCCAGGUCCUGGGCGGCCUAAAUUUAAGAACAUGCAGCCUAAAAUCCAAGAGUAUGAAUUCCCAGAUGACCCAAUUGAUGUGCCCCGUAUUCCCAAAAAUGAUAUGCCUAAUAGGUUCUGGGCCUCUGUAGAACCAUAUUGUGCUGACGUCACCAGUGAGGAGGUGCGUACGUUAGAAGAGCUGCUGAAACCUCCUGAAGAUGAAGCUGAACAUUACAAGAUCCCACCCCUGGGGAAACACUACUCCCAGCGCUGGGCCCAGGAGGACAUGCUAGAAGAGCAGAAGGAUGGGGCUCGGGCUGCAGCUACUGCUGAUAAGAAGAAAGGCAUCUUGGGGCCACUGACAGAGCUGGACACUAAAGACGUGGAUGCUUUGCUGAAAAAGUCAGAGUCCCAGCAUGAGCAACCUGAGGACGGCUGUCCCUUUGGACCUCUGACACAGCGUCUCUUGCAGGCACUUGUAGAGGAGAACAUCAUCUCGCCCAUCGAAGAUUCGCCUAUUCCUGAGAUAGCAAGCAAGGAUUGCACAGCUGAUGGUGCCAGCACUUCUCCCCGCAGCCAGAACAAGCCCUUCAGUGUGCCUCACACCAAGUCUCUGGAAGGUCGCAUCAAAGAAGAGCUGAUUGCUCAAGGUCUGCUAGAGUCAGAGGACCGACCUGCUGAGGACUCGGAGGAUGAAGUAUUAGCUGAGCUGAGAAAGAGGCAGGCGGAACUGAAAGCUCUGAGCACCCACAACCGAGCCAGAAAAGUUGAGCUGCUCAGGCUGGCCAAGGAGGAGUUGCAUAGGCAGGAGCUGCGGCAGCGUGUGCGCAUGGCAGACAAUGAGGUUAUGGAUGCCUUCCGCAAGAUAAUGGCAGCCCGCCAGAAGAAGCGCACCCCGACAAAGAAAGAGAAAGACCAAGCCUGGAAGAGCCUUAAGGAGCGCGAGAGCAUCCUCAAACUGCUUGAUGGCUAAUGCAGGGGGUCGAAUGCCAACCGCUUGGCCAGGCCCCCCCGAUUCAGUCGCCGGAGAUGCCCCAGUUUAAGGGCCGUGCCAGCAGAAAAUGCAAGACUGCAGCAGCUCCUCCCAGCAUCCUGCCUGGCCAUGUUGUAGCCGGGGAUCCAGGCAGGCCAGCGGCUGGCAGCUUGCUAGGGUUUCCUGUGUGGUUGUGAGCAUUGUCACCUGGAUGGGAGUCUGGAUCGCUAAAGAUGGCAGUCUCUUCCAUGUCAUUUGUAGAAGAAGAUUGCCAUAGGAGGCUCUUGAGGGCUGCUUUUUCAGUGGUCCUUUGCUUCAUGGUGAACUAUCAGCGGCUACAGGGAAGAUGAAUUUUGUAGGUGGGAGCAAAAUUCCCCCAAAGCACUUGAAUGAUGCACACUUGGGAGCAGUCGGCUGACCCCUUUUCGCUGCACCUGGUGCAUUCCACCAGCUUCUGGGGUGAGGGCUGUUAAAAAAACUGAGCUGCCAGUGAAGCUCUGAAACCUGGAAACCAGCCCUCUCCUAUACAUGAUUUAAGUAGGUGUUUGCAGUACCCAGCUUUGAACAGUAGAGGGAACUAUAGCUCCUGCUGGGUUAUGGUUGAACUUUUCCAUGGUUAGCAUGUCAGUCAAAUGAGCGAUGGCCCAAACCUUUUGAGGCUGCAGAGAGCUGCGUUGUAGGUCAGAAUUGUUUUUGAGUCUCUGGUGGCCUCGUCUGUUUCCUGUUCUGCUCAGCCCCUUCCUUGGCAGUGGUAACGAUGAGUGAUGUGUGUUCUCUUCUGCCUGCCCGUAGUACGUAGGAAGGACUUGGCCUCUGUGGAGCUGAGUGGAGGAGUGCUACUGGAUUUUUGAGGCAGAAGGCCAAGCUGAAGGAUACAUGCAGCACUUCAGGUACCAGGAGAGUCAGGAAGGUGAAGAUGGGGCAUUUGGUGGGUUCAAAGGUGGGACCAAGUAGUCUUGACUCGCCUGGGCCUCACAGCUGAAGCAGCAACAGAAUUGGAGGGGGGGUGGUUAUAGACCGUAGUGAGGAUCACAGCUGUGGCUGCUAUGGGAGAAGCACUCGCUGUUCUUUCAGAGUCUAUAUUUUGCUCGGGGGGGGGGGCACUCUUGAGAAACAAAAACAAGAAUACUACCUGAGACCAGAGAGAGUGAUCAGGGAAGAAGCAAAGCAGCUAAUGCUUGCUUAUCUUUUUUACGGAAGGCAUCACUGACCCUCCUGGGCAUUUUCUCCGAUCUGCCGGGAAGGUGAAAUAGAGCUGUGGUCAGCUGCGUGGCCAGAGGCUGUUUCCUUCCUGCCGAGCUUUUUGUUUGCAGAGUCCUGCCCUGCUGCCUACGGAUCUGGUCCACCAAAUGAAAGGCCUGGGGUGGGGGUAUGGAGGAGAAUGGACUGGCAUGGGCUGCUUUCCUCUUGGGUGCAGUUGCAAAUCACAGCCCAGGAGCCUGCUGCUUGUCCAGAUGCAUUUCUGCAGUGCAGUCCUGCCUGCUCUGGUGUUCCCUGUCUAGCUUCAGCUACUUGCCUCAAGCUCCCGGUGCACCAUUUGCUGUUCCAGGAUGAGCUCAGUUGCCCCCUUACCCGGUGCUUCCAUCAGGGUCCCAUACAGCAUGCGUGGAAGGUGGGACCCAAACAAGGCUGCCACAUUUAUCACAGAUACGUUGUUUUCCAGCCUACCGUUUUCUUCCACUACCAACUCCAAGGUUUGAUUCCUUCUUAGCAAGCGUCUUUUGAAAUGUAUGAUGUCCGUCCUUGAACUCCGCUUGUGGGCCCUUUUCCUCCCUUGACUACCAGUGUGUUUCAAGGCUGUUCUGGGAAAUUUCAAGCAUUGUGGUAUAUAAAUGUGUGAGAUAGCUUUGGAAACAGCCUAAAAGCAGAAGUUGGAGGUAGGAAGUGGGGAGCUGAAGCGGAAGAGCUCGCACUUGAGGCAGGGUUAAGUGAAUUCUUCACAUGCUGUGCUCUGCCACCGUUUGUGUCAGCGUGGGCCUUCACUCGAAUUCUUCCAGAGUGUUAAUAAAUCAUUACUACAGGA
Messenger RNA from Varanus komodoensis (Komodo dragon), 3498 nucleotides. It is a transcript of the gene TADA3, whose product is annotated as transcriptional adaptor 3. The coding region runs from base 177 to 1475 and encodes 432 amino acids. Lineage: Eukaryota; Metazoa; Chordata; Lepidosauria; Squamata; Varanidae. Gene Ontology annotation, molecular function: transcription coactivator activity. Gene Ontology annotation, biological process: regulation of transcription by RNA polymerase II. The record is from RefSeq and is a predicted model, not a curated record. The transcript is spliced from 9 exons. Gene Ontology annotation, cellular component: SAGA complex.